AGCAGGGAGCCGGCAGCCACCCGGGCAGGGGCGCCGUGGCCGGCAGGAGGUGGGCACGGAGGGCAUGGACUUGGAGGCAGACCGACCAUACGUCCCUCAGGGGACUCUGGAGACAGACUUCCCGACCCCGUUGUACAGGGACGAGUACCUCACGCUCCACGGGCCCCGCAAUGCCCCCGUCCUGAAGCAGGCCGUGCGCUGGAAGUGCACCCCCAUGGGCCAAGACGCCAUCCCCCAGACCUGGUACACGGGGCUGACCAACAGAGACAACCGAGACACCUGGUACACGCUCCCCAGCGGCCUGAGCCGCGAGGCCUACCACCGCUGGGCCUGCUCCCAUGCCGAGAGAGAGCGGAAGACCUUGCCCCCUGCCUAUGCCCAGCACCUGCGGGAGGUGUCAUGGUUUGACCCCGUGGUCCCUGCUCAGUACCUGGAGCCCAGUACCAGGUGGGGGGCCUUCCGGUGGCAAGACAGACCCGUCCUAGGAAAGGAGCAUGUUGUCAACCGUAACCGUGCCAGCAGUGAGCUGAAGGGCCACGCUGGCUACAUCCCCUACCUGGCUGCCCACACGCCCGCCUUCACCACCAGGGACCUGCGCACCUGGACGCUCUUCAGCCACCAGCCAUCCACCAACCAGUAAACACUGCUGUGCCCCAGGCUGCCUCCGUGGGGGCUGGGAGUGACUGGGGCUGGGAGGUUCAGGGGCUGCGAGCUGAGUCACCCCCGUGGCCUGAGUUGUUGGGCUGCCAGGGGCCCCCCUGCAAUGAGCCUGGCUCUGGGCUUGUGGCUAGCAGCCCUGGGUAUUCGCGCCAGGCCUGCAUCUGUGCAGGCUGAGCUGGCAGCAGGCCCUUCCACCCAUGCACCUGCCUCAGCCGCCAUGCCACCCCCAACGGGCUCCCCCGGGCACACAGCCUCGCCUCAUGAGAGACUCCCGUUUGCCUUCCCAGCUCUGCCCAACAGCUGAGCCCUGGGGCCGGAAUGAGGGGCAACCAGAGGAGUUAACAGCCCCCCCCCCCGGCCCCUCCAUUUGUUUCUGCCACGGCAAGGCACUGGUGCUGCAUGUAGACCCCGUUCCCUGACCUCCCUUCCCCUGGCAGCAGGUGCCAAGGGCACAACCUGCUCUGGGCUCUUCCCACACUGGCCUGGGGCCUUGUAGGGGACAUGGCUGAUGCUGGGGGCAGGGGUUCCGGCCCCCCAGGGUUCACUUGCUCUGUUCUUCCACAGCACCACUGCUGCUCUGAGCUGGCCAUGCCCAGGGCAGGGCUCACCCACCAUCUUGCCACUGUGUUGUUCCCGCUGCAGGCAGCCCCCGGGGCUGGCAGCUGUUCUGCCCUAGCAGCUUCCUGAGACCAUCUCCGGGCCCUAGGACUCUCCGGCCCAGGCAGCUGGGUUUAUCUGCCCCUCCCCCAUCUCUCCAGGACCCACUCCCCCACCUGCACCCCCACAGACUCAUAGAAUACAAGG
Messenger RNA from Gopherus evgoodei (Goodes thornscrub tortoise), 1464 nucleotides. It is a transcript of the gene TEKTIP1, whose product is annotated as chromosome 22 C19orf71 homolog. Lineage: Eukaryota; Metazoa; Chordata; Testudines; Testudinidae. The record is from RefSeq and is a predicted model, not a curated record. The transcript is spliced from 4 exons. The coding region runs from base 65 to 640 and encodes 191 amino acids.